CCUGGGAGUUGUAGUCCGGCUGCCGCGUCGGCGCUGCUGAGGCUGCUGCGGGCUCGGCGCCGGCUUUGUCUGUCUGCGGGCGGGCGCGCGCCGCUGCGGUAUUCACGAGCAGCCCAUGGAAGAAUCAUAUGAAGAGGUGGACAUUGAGAUUACAGAGCAGGAGUGGCCAUGUUUGGAUUUCCAACAGCUACCCUGCUGGACUGUCAUGGAAGAUAUGCCCAGAAUGUAGCCUUUUUCACACAUUGCUGCAUCUUACAUGACUUCCCUCUCCUUUUGCCAGAUGUGAUGACAGAAGCCCACAAAUAUGAGCACUCUGAGGCCACAGGAUCCUCAAGCUGGGACUUCCCAAGUUCCUUCCGAAGGGAGAAGCUGGAACCCAAAUCCCAAGAUUCUAAGUCACUACAGGAAGACUCACCCGGAGUGAGACAGAAGGUCUAUGAGUGCCAGGAAUGUGGGAAGUCCUUCCGGCAAAAAGGCAGUCUAACCUUACAUGAGAGAAUCCACACGGGUCAGAAGCCCUUCGAGUGUACCCACUGUGGGAAAAGUUUCAGGGCCAAAGGCAAUCUUGUCACCCACCAGCGAAUACACACAGGAGAGAAGCCCUAUCAGUGCCAGGAGUGUGGGAAAAGCUUCAGUCAGCGAGGCAGUCUGGCCGUGCACGAGCGGCUCCACACCGGACAGAAACCCUAUGAGUGUGCCAUCUGCCAGAGAAGCUUCCGGAACCAGAGCAACCUGGCCGUGCACCGAAGAGUUCACAGCGGGGAGAAGCCCUACAGGUGUGAGCAGUGUGGGAAAGCCUUCAGUCAGAAAGGAAGCUUAAUUGUCCACAUAAGAGUCCAUACCGGCCUUAAGCCCUACGCCUGUCCCCAGUGCAGGAAGAGUUUUCACACCAGGGGAAAUUGUGUCCUGCAUGGCAAAGUCCACACAGGAGAAACUCCCUAUCUGUGUGGCCAGUGUGGAAAGAGCUUCACCCAGAGGGGCAGUCUGGCUGUGCACCAGAGAAGCUGCUCACAAAGGCUCACCCUCUGAGCUCCCUUUUCUGUUUUUCCUUUUGCUCUAGUACUGGAGCUUGAACUCAGAGCCUGCACACUAUCCCUUAGCUUUCUCA
Messenger RNA from Dipodomys spectabilis (banner-tailed kangaroo rat), 1108 nucleotides. RefSeq names its product zinc finger protein 32 (gene Znf32). Gene Ontology annotation, molecular function: DNA-binding transcription factor activity, RNA polymerase II-specific; RNA polymerase II cis-regulatory region sequence-specific DNA binding. Gene Ontology annotation, biological process: regulation of transcription by RNA polymerase II. NCBI's taxonomy places the organism in Eukaryota, Metazoa, Chordata, Mammalia, Rodentia, Heteromyidae. The coding region runs from base 169 to 1029 and encodes 286 amino acids. The record is from RefSeq and is a predicted model, not a curated record. The transcript is spliced from 3 exons. Gene Ontology annotation, cellular component: nucleus.